Chelonia mydas (Green sea turtle) is the source of this 2729-nucleotide messenger RNA. RefSeq names its product WD repeat domain 70 (gene WDR70). Bases 101 to 2080 code for a protein of 659 amino acids. Lineage: Eukaryota; Metazoa; Chordata; Testudines; Cheloniidae. The transcript is spliced from 18 exons. Gene Ontology annotation, biological process: regulation of DNA double-strand break processing. The record is from RefSeq and is a predicted model, not a curated record. Gene Ontology annotation, cellular component: site of double-strand break; nucleus. Gene Ontology annotation, molecular function: protein binding.
CUCACGACCAGUCACUUCCGGCGAAGGACGCCCCAGCAGGAAAGGGUUAAGUUUAAACUGGUGGCCGUGAGGCGGCGUCGGCAGGGAAGAAGAUCCGGCGAUGGACGCAGAGGAGACCGUUGGGGUGGGGGCGCUGGCGGCUGAGGCGUCUCAUAUGGAGCUGGUGGGAGGACCCCAUCCGGAGCUGGCAGCCACGAUGGGCUUCUCAGGCUUCGGAAAGAAAGCUCGAACUUUUGACUUGGAAGCAAUGUUUGAACAAACUCGAAGAACUGCAGUGGAAAGAAGUAAAAAAAUGCUGGAAGCCCGUGCAAGAGAAGAGGAAGCCCAGAAAGAAAAAGAACUAAGAAGCCAACAUGAUGAUGUUCUUUCAGCAGCUUCAGGCUCAAGUGUGAUGGGAGCUUGCUCUGCAUUAACUUGCAGAGAGGCAGAAAGUAGUGACAGUGAAGAUGGUUCAAAUGAAGAAUUAAUUGGUCCUCCUUUGCCAUGCCAAACUUCCAUUCAAGGACCAGCAGAGGAUACUGAUGAUGAUGAAUUUAUUGGGCCACCACUUCCACCAGGGUAUAAAGACAGUGAUGAUGAUGAUGACGACAUGCAAGAGGAAGAUAAUAACCCUGUCAAGAAAAUUCCAGACUCUCAUGAAAUUACACUCCUGCACGGGACCAAAACAGUAUCUGCUUUGGGUUUGGAUCCCUCAGGCGCCCGUUUGGUAACUGGAGGCUAUGACUAUGAUGUUCGGCUCUGGGACUUUGCUGGAAUGGAUGCAUCUCUUCAAGCUUUUCGAUCACUUCAGCCUUGUGAAUGUCACCAGAUCAAAUCUUUACAGUAUAGCAGCACGGGGGAUGUCAUUCUUGUUGUGUCUGGUAACUCUCAAGCUAAAGUUCUUGACAGAGAUGGCUUUCCAGUAAUGGAAUGUGUUAAAGGAGACCAGUACAUUGUGGACAUGGCAAACACCAAGGGUCAUACAGCAAUGCUUAAUACAGGCUGUUGGCAUCCCAAAAUAAAAGAAGAAUUUUUGACUUGUUCCAAUGAUGGAACUGUGAGGACGUGGGAUGUUAACAAUGACAAAAAGCACAAAGGUGUGUUUAAACCACGGUCAGGUCAAGGAAAACGGGUGAUUCCUACAACUUGCACAUAUAGCAGAGAUGGUAAACUUAUUGCAGCUGGCUGCCAAGAUGGCUCCAUCCAGAUCUGGGACAGAAAUAUGAAUGUUCAUACAAAGUUCCACUGCAGGCAGGCACAUGCUCCUGGCACUGAAACUUCAUGCUUGACGUUUUCCUAUGAUGGUACUGUCCUUGCUAGUCGAGGAGGAGAUGAUACAUUAAAAGCAUGGGAUAUCAGGCAAUUUAAAAAACCUCUUAACUCAGUUGAAGGUCUGUCCAGCUUUUUCCCAAUGACAGAUUGCUGUUUCAGCCCAGAUGAUAAGUUAAUUGUCACGGGCACAUCUGUUAAGAAAGGAGGUGGCAAUGGGAAGCUUAUUUUCUUUGAACGGGAGACAUUCCAGAAGGUGUAUGAAAUAGAAGUCACAGAUGCUAGUGUUGUGCGUUGUCUUUGGCAUCCCAAGCUAAACCAGAUCAUGGUUGGUACAGGAAAUGGAUUGGCUAAAGUAUACUAUGAUCCAAUCAAAAGCCAGAGGGGAGCAAAAUUAUGUGUGGUUAAAACAAAACGAAAAGCCAGACAGGCAGAGACUCUUACACAGGAUUACAUUAUAACACCUCAUGCUCUUCCAAUGUUUCGUGAACCACGGCAACGAAGUACCAGGAAACAGUUGGAAAAGGAUAGGCUGGAUCCCUUAAAAUCUCACAAACCAGAACCUCCGGUAGCAGGACCAGGUCGUGGGGGCCGUGUUGGAACUCAUGGAGGUACAUUGUCAUCAUACAUAGUCAAGAAUAUUGCACUGGAUAAGACUGAUGAUAGCAACCCCCGAGAGGCCAUUUUACGACAUGCAAAGGAAGCUGAGGAUAACCCCUACUGGGUUGCUCCAGCCUAUUCUAAGACUCAACCAAAAGCAGUUUUUGCAGAAGUGGAAUCAGAGGAAGAUGAAACAGACAACAAACCAGAGUGGAAAAAGCGUAAAAUAUGAAGUACUUGAUUCAUGGGGUGGGUGACUGUGGAUUCAAAACAAAGUGGAGAGUUAUUUCAUUAUGCAAUAAAAGGUUAAAUUCUUUACAAACAGAAAUUCUUUGAAUGCAUUGCACGAUUUCCAACUGAAGAUGAUUGUUGCAUUGCAGUGGACUAGAAUUGUUGAUCUGCGUUUUGUAAUAAGGAGUUAAUUAUAUUAUGCAAAAAUCUUAUGUCAUUUUCUUAACUUUAGAUUUUUUUUAAAAGUAUUUGUGUUUGUAAUUUUUAACCAGAAUACAUCAUCAAUGAUUAAUGAGAAAGCAGCAUUUUACUGUAAUAUUCCAUAUGAGGAUUUUAAGUAAGAACAUAAAAACUGGAGUUUUUCAAGCUUCUUUUAUUUAUUCCAAUAACAUCUAUCAAGCUGUGCAAAAAAGUCAUGAUUUCACAUUUUUUAGGAAUAUCAAUUUAGAAUAAUUCUUAGGCAUCAGGUUUGUUUAGCUGGUGUGUUUUGUAAAACAUCAGAUAUUUUCUAGUAUUUGUGGCUUAUCUGAAAUAUGUUUCUUUUGAAUUAUACAGUCUCUCACAUUACUGGUAAAGAUUUUAUAAGCUGUACGGAAUAAGAAUGUACAAUUCUGUAUAUUUGUCUGAAUUAAAACAUGGUACACUUGUUA